Prunus dulcis (almond) is the source of this 1284-nucleotide messenger RNA. Its product is annotated as agamous-like MADS-box protein AGL80. The coding region runs from base 535 to 1284 and encodes 249 amino acids. The transcript has a single exon. The record is from RefSeq and is a predicted model, not a curated record. Lineage: Eukaryota; Viridiplantae; Streptophyta; Magnoliopsida; Rosales; Rosaceae. Gene Ontology annotation, biological process: positive regulation of transcription by RNA polymerase II. Gene Ontology annotation, molecular function: protein dimerization activity; RNA polymerase II cis-regulatory region sequence-specific DNA binding; DNA-binding transcription factor activity, RNA polymerase II-specific.
GUAUGCUAAUUUAACAGACAAGCUUCCAUAUAAAACCAAGGGUGGAUAAGAAGUCCCAUGAAUUCCAAAAAAACAAAAAGGAAGAUAUUACAUAGGCAUCCACCCAACUCAUAGUACUAAAUUUUCUGCAUCAUAUUUACAACUUUAUUUGUGCUAAUAAAAUUGCCUACCCGAGAUUUCAUAUUUAUCCUACCUAUAAAACAAUCUUAAUUACCAUUUAUGUGAAAACCACAUUCCCCUCACACAUGGACAACAAAUCUUCUUGUAUUGACUCUUCCAUUGUAAGCCGUCAUAAAUUUAGCAAUGUACUAAUAUACCAAAAUGGUCUAUAUUGAUUUUCAUAUCUCCUGCAUUGUAAGAGCAAUAAAUUUCUAUUUAGGAUGUAAUCUUCUAGAAUUGGUUAGGUAGCCCUUGCUGCUCCUAUAUAUAUCGCAGGCUCUUUGGGGCAAGCAAAACCACUAAAGCUAAUAAGGCUUUUCCUUCUUCUUCCCUAGUUUGCAAUUGUUUUUCCUCUCAAUUUUUUCUCUUGCAUCCAUGACUAGAAAGAAGGUCAGCCUGACCUACAUCACUAAUGACUCAGCUAGAAAAGCCACAUUCAAGAAAAGGAAGAAGGGUUUGAUGAAGAAGGCGAAUGAACUUAGCACCCUUUGUGAUAUUCAAGCAUGUGUUAUUAUUUAUAGCCAGUAUGAAUCUCACCCUGAAGUUUGGCCAUCCCCUUUGGGAGUGCAACGCAUUGUCUCACAAUUCAGGAGCCUGCCAGAGAUGGACCAGAGCAAAAAGAUGGUCAACCAGGAGACCUUUCUGAGGCAGAGGAUUGUGAAAGCCAACGAGCAGCUGAAGAAGCUGAGGAAGGAGAAUCGGGAGAAGGAGAUGUCGAGGGUCAUGUUUCAGAGCCUGACUGGUAAGCCUCUGCAGGGACUGACCAUGAUUGAUCUGAACGACCUCGGGUGGCUCAUUGACCAGAACUUGAAGGAGCUGGUUGAUAAGAUCAAGACCCGGAAGGAGGAGCUGGCUCAGAGAAAUCCAGUCCCAGUCCCACCAACUCCAGCAGCUGUGCCUGCAGCUGGAGACCAUGCCCUGAACCUGAACAUGCACGCAACAAUGGAGAGACAAGCUUUCGGGCUUAGCAACAUGGGCAACACCAUGCAGAGGCCUUCAUGGUUCACAGACAUGAUGAACCCUAAUGAGCAAAUGGGGUUUGGUGCUGUGGCUGAGGUUCUGCCCUUUGGGGAUCAAUACCAUCAUGGUCAUGGUCUUUGGUCUAACAAUCCUUUUUUUCCUUGA